Messenger RNA from Patiria miniata (bat star), 5667 nucleotides. Its product is annotated as vitellogenin-2-like. NCBI's taxonomy places the organism in Eukaryota, Metazoa, Echinodermata, Asteroidea, Valvatida, Asterinidae. Gene Ontology annotation, molecular function: lipid carrier activity. Gene Ontology annotation, biological process: lipid transport. The transcript has 31 exons. The record is from RefSeq and is a predicted model, not a curated record. Bases 77 to 4864 code for a protein of 1595 amino acids.
GGCUCUUGGUUUGGCCAGAGACGGAGAUAGAACAGUCACUUUAUCUUUCAUCUGUCUACGGAUUGAACAAGAAAUCAUGAAGCUGCUGCUCAUCCUUCUAGGCAUUGCCUUAGCAAAUGCCGCAACGACCAUCACCCAGAACAAUGAUCUGGAGAGGAGUAUAACCAUCCACAGAAAUACUCCGGAGAAGUACCCGACCGAGUUCGAGCUUGGCAAGUCCCACCGGUACAACUACACGGCCGACAUCAGGAACAGAUUCCCCCAGACCACCAACGACAACGAGACGGUGGGACAGAGGCUGCAAUGCAUCGUGGAGAUCUACCCGCUCACCACCACCCUCUGGAAUAUGAGGUUGGUUGAUCCGACCCUCUUUGAGAUCAACGCAACCCACGACAAGCCGGAGAGGAUGGUCAACUCCACCAAGGUGACUGAGGAACUGAGAGAACUCCUGAAGUACAACGUCUCCUUCCAAAUCACUCAGGGAAAGAUCGAGACUGUUUGGGCCAACAAGCCGGAGGAGGAAUGGAUCGUCAACCUCAAGAAGGGUAUCAUGAACAUGAUCAGUCUCCAGAUGGAGAGGGAUAACGUCUACGAAGUCGAUGAGGAGGGCGUGUCUGGCACCUGCAAGACCCUGUACACCGUCAAGGAGACCCGCAACGAGGACCUGAUGACCAUCCUGAACGUGACCAAGGUCCGGGACCUGACCAACUGCAGCAAGACUGCCUUCAACAAGCUGUGGACCUUCAGAAGCCAGGACUGUGAAACCUGUGACAAGAACAAGGAUACCAUGGAGGCAACCGCCACCUUCAAGUACAACAUCACCGGAACCAGGCAGAGGUACAUCAUCAACGGUGUCCGCUCAGAUGCUCGCUACGUCUUCUUCCCCAUGGGCAUCAAGGGCGGAUCUGUCUCUGUCCAAGUCAACCAGAGCCUUCAGCUGAUCAACGUGACCACCGAUCCGUACUUCGAGAAGUGCCCCACCCAGGAGUCCCGCGGCGGCCUGACCUACAAGUUCCCCGAGAUCGUCAAGGUUGAGGAGGAGAUGCUGAACACCGUCAACAAGGUCAACUUCUUCCUGAAGAAGCUGGAGGAGCAGACCAUCAAGCCCUUCACCAUCGACACACCGAGCCACUUCCUCCUCUUGGUCAAGAGCCUGUCUGAGGCUGACUACAACACCCUGGAGGACAUGUGGAACAUGGUCCGGGAGAAGCCCGAGCAGAGGAAGUGGCUGAUUGAGGCCAUCCCCUUCGUCAACCAGGAGGAGAUGACCCAACUCAUCAAGGAGCUCAUCACCUCCGAGGAGACCCUCCUGACCACCGAGGAGAAGAUCACCAUCCUGCAGAGGAUUGGCUUCAUCAGGCAGCCCACCGAGAAGACCGUUGAAACCCUCCGGGACAUCUGCGAGCACAAGGUCCUCCAAUGGCACCACAACACCAAGGUCAACACCACCUACGUCUACCACCUGGUCCGCAUGCGCCACUCCUGCUACCGCUCCCUGGGCAUCCAGAUCCACGCUCUCAAGAAGAUGAACAAGUUUGUCUCGCCGAGCCUCGUCCAUACCCUGACCGUCUGCGAGAAGAAGUUCUCGGAGAGCGUUUCUCUGACUGAGUGGGACCCAACGGUCUACAAGCAGACGGUGGCCAACCGGAUCAGCAAGGAAGUGGGCGACUACCUGACGAUGGAGGAAGCCCAGACCCUCCUGGAGACCACCAUCAAGACCAAGGUGCGCGAGAUGUGCCUGAUCGCCAUCGGCCAGGCCGGCCUGCCGGACCACAUCACCUACGUCCAGCCGAUCCUUGAGCAGACCUUCACCAACCAGACCCGGGAUGUCAGAAUUGCCGCCUGCUCGGCCAUGAGGAGGAUGAGGACCAUCCCCAACAAGGUUCUGUCCGUGACCCUGCCCCUCCUGCGCAACCCCUAUGAGGACUCCGAACUCCGCAUCACCGCCUACCUGGUCACCACCCUGACCACCAAGCGCCCCUCCGUCUUCACCCUGAUUGGCCAGGAGCUGAACCAUGAGAAGUCCCAGCAGGUCCGCAGCUUCAUCUACUCCCACCUCAAGAUGUUGUCUGAGAACGUCGAGCCCUGCGAGAAGGACAAAGCCAUCGCUGCCCAUUAUGCCCUUGUCUUCACCAAGCCUUUCAACCGUGGACCAACCUACUCCAAGGUCCGCAUUGUGGGCACCUACGACCAUGAGACCAAGCUUGGAGCCAAUAUUCAGACCCGGACCAUUUUCUCUGAGGGCGAGCUGACACCAAGCAGGACCAACGUCGGACUGGAGGUCGACACGUUCGGCAAGAAGACCGGCAUCGUGGAAGUUGAGGUGAGGACCAGUGGCAUGACCAACCUCCUUGAGAAGAUGUUCGGUCAUGAGGGACACUUCUACAACCGCAAGAGCAUCUUUGACCUCCUGAAGGAGAGCAAGAGGAAGAGGCGAUCCAGCAGCAACAACGAGGAGGAGCUGAACAAGAUCAACGAGAAGGUGAAUCCAUACGAAGUUACCCCCGAGGACCCGCGCCUGAGGGUCUACGUCAAGAUGAUGGGCAACCGCGUCUUGGACAUGGACGUCAACAAGGACUACCUGACCACCCUGAUCAAGGAGGGCAAGUUCUUGACCGACUGGACCAGCCUGGAUGAGGAGCUGGCCAAGAAGCAGAUGUUCAACACCACCAAGGGCAUGGUUCUGAUGGACUACAUGUUCCAGCACCCGACCAUCAUGGGUCUGCCCCUGUCUUACAACACCACCGUGGCCAGCAUUCUGAGGGUCAAGAUCAACGCCACCGUCCAGGCCCACCCAUCCCUCUUGCUCAGCCAGGAGACCCUGACUGGAAGCUUCAACAUCACCCCAGAGGUUGUCGUUAACGCCGUCUUCAAGAUGGGCUGCCACAUCCCCCAGAUCAAGUUUGGCUCGGCCAUGAACACCACCUUCAACGUCACCCUGCCCGUCCACACCAACGUCAGCAUUGACUUCACCAAGAAGAAGUACGAGGUGCUCUUCCCUCAGAUCGAGAGGAACUUGACCUUCCUGAACUUCACUCACAAGCUGUACACUUUCUGGCAGAGGAAGGACGAGAUGGAGAACCAGACCAUUCUCAACACCACCCUAACCAACAGGAAGCCAGUCCAGAAGGUCUUCUGCGUGGAGCCCAUCAACGACACCAAGGUGUGCAUGAACGUGACCUUUACCCCGCGUCUGGGCCAGCCGACCUCCCCGUACCAUCCCCUUACCGGACCCAGCUGGCUGUCCAUCUACAACAACAAGACCUUCUGGGCGCCCAAGAUGAUCAAGUUCAUGUACCACGUCAAGAACCCCGCGAGCUGGGAGACCGAGAAGAAUGUUGACCUCAUCAUGACCACCACCGGCAUCAAGCGCGACCUGACCGAGUACGAGAACAUCACCACCUUCAGCGUCCGCGUCAACCACCCCAACAAGAGGAUCACCAUCCAGACCACCGACAACCAGCACCCGACCUGGCACAGCGAGAUCACCGCCAUCAACAAGGAGGGUGGGGAAGUUGACGUAGAGGCCAAGUGGGGCUACCCGCGUACUUACACCCAGAUGAUCAACAACACCGAAAAGACGUUCCACCGCGAGUACUUCUGGAAGAUCAACAGCCAGAGCUGGACCUGGAACAACACCCGCAACAUCACCAUCUACUGGGCUGAGGUGCCAUCGUGGGUCAAGAAUGUGACCUGGCUGACCAAGACCUAUGUCCUGCCCAUCGUGCUGGAGACCGUUAAGAAGACGACAGACACCGACUUCAUCGUGGAGCCAAUGAUGAACCCCAUGGUCAACUCAACCACUGUCUCCCUCAAGAUCAAGACCAACUUCACCAUGGACAUUGAGAUCCACCUGCCCAUUGAGAAGAUCACCCUGGUCAACGUGACGGUUCCCGUCAACACCUCCGUGCUGAACCGCAACAUUCCUGAUGCCGUGAACACCAUCCAGAGGCGCCUGACCGAGAAGUACCUGUCUGGCAACUGCACAUACAACCACACCGGCAAGUUCAUGACCUACGACCAGGUUCCCUUCAAGUACAACCUGACCGGCAGCUGCCCCCAUGUCCUGACCAAGGAUUGCUCUCCCGAGCAGCGCUUCACCGUGCUGGUCCAGAACACGCGCCAGUCCAACCAGAUGGUCCGCACCAACCCCACCGUCACCGUCUUCAUUGACAACCACAAGGUGGAGCUCAUCACCCAGAACGAGGGCGAGGUCUACGUCAAGUACAAUGGCAUGGAGGAAAUGACCCACCACGACUCCUCCCCGCUGGAGACCGCGGUCGGAACCAUCGAGCGCAACCGCACACACAUCACCAUGAAGACCACCAUCGGACUGACCGUCGUCUACUGCAAGCACAACGUCACCACCUACCUGUCACCGUGGUACGUCAACAAGACCUGCGGUCUUUGCGGUGACUUCAACGGCGAGACCUUCUUGGACAUGAAGAACACCAAGGGAGAGGAGGUGAAGAACAGCACAAAGUUCGGUGCCAGCUGGCUGGUACAGGGUGAUGACUGCACGGACCACACCUGCAAGCUGACUAAGGAAGAUCUGUACGCCCUGCCCGAGAUGGUCUACCUGGCCAACAAGCCGGCCGUCUGCUUCAGCAAGGAACCAGUCAAGCUCUGCCCCAUCGGCUGCAACAACGAGUCUCCCGAGAACGUCUUCACCACCGCCUUCGUGCCCACGAAGCAGUUUGUCAAGGUUCCAUUCUUCUGCAUGGCCUCUGAGAACGUCGAGGAGACCAAGGCCCAGAUGAAGACCCGCAGCGAGCUCAUCAAGUCGCAGCCCAUCGACCUGUACAGAGACAUCGAGCUGCCGCAUGAAUGCAAGUGCACCAGCGACUGCAACACCAAGCAGUAGAGUUGUCGUGCCUUGUCGCAGCUGCGGAAACGGACGUGCUGGACACUUUAAAAAAACCAAACCCUGACUAAAGAUUACUCGGACUGUAUUACCUGAAGAAACUGUUUACGAUAGCUAUUGCUUUUGUUUUAAAAAAAUACCUCCCUAGGAGGGAUGGAUUUAAGAAAAGAACAAAAAAUAUGUGUAAUUUAAAAGAUUGAUUUUGUUGGAAUGGUAUUUUCUGAAGGCUGCAUAGGGCCAAUAAAUUUGUGUUUGUAAGAAGCUAAUUUGUGCUAUAUAACCAGUAUUAUCCUGUAAUGUUCUUUACUGUUUUUCUCUAACUGACUACUUUCUUUCGUAUCUUUAUAUUUUGGAAUGUGUAUCCUUUCUUAGUGAACCAUUUAGAACUGCCUUCUUUUCCUUUUUUCUCUUUUACUUCUCGUCUUCUUAAUUCCUUUUUCUUCUCUUCUUAAAGUUUUUAUCACUUAUUUCUUUCCUGUCCUUAGUGACUUAAACUUUUAUUUUUCCUGUCUUUUCUGUCCAAUUUAGUCAUUCAGCCAAAAGUACUCUUUCACUGAACCGAAAACUAAAUUCCACGUAGUUCUGUAGAAGUAGUCGAAUGAAUCUCCUUUCUUCCCCAGUAAAUUCAUUGUCAGUGAUGUAGUUGGGAUAGAAGACCACUGUAAAAAAUAAAGGCACUUUGUACAUUGGCCAUUUGUAAGGUUGGAGGUUUAGAGGUUGGAGUUUUGUGAUGAAUUUGUAGAGAGGGAAUGUUUAAUAAACAAAAUGUCAGAAUUAAAAGCACACUAAUUCCAGAAGUGUAA